AUGGCUUUUGCGGUUGCGCCGAAGAUGAUUUCGCUCUCAUUUUUUAACCAAACAAGGAAAGAAGGAUUUGAAGCGGUUUUUGGGAAAAGGGAUUACGGGGGAACGGAUCGCCUUGGAACCCUGACCCUCAAGUGUGCUAUCGAGCGAAGCAACAAUAGCAGCGAUGGAAAGAAAAGUGGCCUAUCUAAUUCGAAUUACGUGGUGCCGCUGGACAAUUCAUCCUGCAUAACUCGUCCUUUGGCCGAGAUACUCCGAGACCUCAAUAAAAGAAUCCCUGAUACUAUCGUCAAAGCUCAUGUUCCUGGCGAUCCCUCUGCUUCCACCUUCAUCCCCUGGUAUCAUGCCAACAGAAUGUUGAGCUUCUACGCCCCAGGAUGGUGUGGCGAGAUACGUGAUGUCAUUUUCUCUGACAAUGGCGGUGUAACUGUGGUAUACCGACUUACCGUACGUGGAUCUGAUGGAGAGGCAUUUCGUGAAUCAACUGGGACAGUCUCUCCCAGUGAUGGCUCCAUCGGUGAUCCAGUUUCAGCUGCUGAGGAAAUUGCUUUCUGCAAAGCUUGUGCCCGAUUUGGUCUUGGCUUGUAUUUGUAUCAUGAAGAUUAA
Messenger RNA from Sphenostylis stenocarpa, 603 nucleotides. Lineage: Eukaryota; Viridiplantae; Streptophyta; Magnoliopsida; Fabales; Fabaceae. The record is from the annotation of a GenBank genome assembly.